UUGAGUGCUGCUUGUGAAGAUCUCCAUAAUAUUUUCAUGGGACUUUCAGUCUCCAAGCGAAUGGCAAUCAUUGCUGCUGAUCGAGAGAGACUAAGAAUUCGUACACCCAGAUCCCAAAGUAGUGGAGGUUCUCGACCUCUCUCCAGGGCUACCCAGAUAGUUCUCCAACGAAAACUGAAUCAGACUGAUCCCACUGACAUCAUGAAUGUGCAUUCAAGAGCAUCUUCUUCUAAUAGGUCAAGACGUCGCAGUUGGGCUGUAGAAUCACGAGUGCGACCUGCUCCUCAUCCAACAACCAAUAAUUGUGAAGUGGUUUCGGGGUGCCUUUCACGAUCAUCUGCACCAACAUCUCUUCCACUUCAGAGAUCAGCAAGUGCUGGAAGUAGUCGCAAACCAUGGCGGUAAUGAGGUAAUAGCUAUCGAACCUUCUCUCUUCUAAUUAUCAGGUAAAGGAAGGAAUUUGUUGAAACUUUUAAGAUAUCCUUCGUUUUUCCUUCUUAAGUGAAGGAAAGAAAUUUCUUUUGAUGGAUUGAAGUUAACUCACUGUCUUGUGAAAUUACUGUAACAUAGAUUUCACAGUUAUUUUAGCUGUUUUGAUCAUUGUUGAACUUUAAAAAUGCUUAUUUGUGAUGAACAUUAUUUAUACAUAAUUUUCUAACCUGUGUAUUUUUGAUUCUUUGUGUUUGGCCUUGGAUGUUAUUUUCCAUUUGCACUGGCUCUUUUUUCGUUUAGUUUUGUAAGAGUCUUAAAUUUUUGAAGACUUUGUGUCAAAUUAUUUAAAUUUGAAAAAAGUGUGCCUUAUCUUGCUCAUCUUUCUAUCUUCAAUUUUAUGUAUAGGAAAAUAAUGAUGAUGUGUCUUGACAGUCAUUAUAUUUUAGAGUUGAUGUUAUUAUUGUCCAGUGAUUUGUAAGUUGCUAGGGUAAUUAGAAUGCAUAUAGUUAAUUAAGACUUUUGUAAAUAUUUCAGUCCCUGUAAGCUAGGCCUUUUUAAUAUUAUUAUCAUAUUAUCAUUAUUAUGCAAAUUGUCAGUACUCUUGGCAAUAUUUGGAAAAUUGUUGCUGCUACCAUCAUUUGAACCUAAUUCACUGUGAAUGCAAUACACUGUUUUUUUCUAAUCUUGGUACAGUGAGGAUAUUGGGCAAUGGCAAUGCUAGGAUUUUAUUUCAAGGUGGAGGUGUUGCAUAUCUGCUCAUCUUCCACCUAUUACAUAGUAAAUACAUUAAUAUGUGUCAGUAAAAUGUGCAAAUGCACAGCACAAUCAGAGCACACAACUGUACAUUUUAGUUUUAGUAAUAUAAGUAUAUGUGAUGUUAAACUACAGAAGUCAUUGAGUAUCUAUUGGAAGUUGUAAUUAUAAAUUAUCGGUCCAUUUUAAAAUAGUUCGUUGUUAGUUGUGUUGUGGAGGCAGAGUACUCCUCAUCCAAACGUUGGAAAGGCAACGGAAGAGGCUAUUUUAUUUUACUGUGUUGUUGCUGCACCGCAAAUAAAUUGUGUAUCAGAAGACAA
Frankliniella occidentalis (western flower thrips) is the source of this 1505-nucleotide messenger RNA. RefSeq lists its product as uncharacterized. The annotation marks the transcript as partial. The record is from RefSeq and is a predicted model, not a curated record. The transcript has 3 exons. NCBI's taxonomy places the organism in Eukaryota, Metazoa, Arthropoda, Insecta, Thysanoptera, Thripidae.